Molecule: messenger RNA, 315 nt
Organism: Angiostrongylus costaricensis
Lineage: Eukaryota; Metazoa; Nematoda; Chromadorea; Rhabditida; Metastrongylidae
Source: the annotation of a GenBank genome assembly
GUGGUUAUUCUCCCACGAGAAAUUAGAUUUUGUUUUCAGAUCAACAACUGGGUAGGUGGGAAAGAACGUAACAUUCGUGCUCUUCUUGGGUCUCUUAACGAUGUUCUUUGGGAAGGUGCAGAGUUGUGGAAUCAACCCAAAAUGGGCGAUUUACUGAGUGCUUCACAGGUAAAACGGUGUUACUACAAGGCGUGUUUAUUAGUACAUCCGGACAAGCAGGUCGGUACUCCGCACGAGAAGUUGGCUCGAGCGAUUUUUACCGAAUUGAACGAUGCGUGGAACGCUUUUGAACAGGGUGGUGGUCAACUACUAUAG